Messenger RNA from Chlamydomonas reinhardtii, 2205 nucleotides. RefSeq lists its product as uncharacterized. NCBI's taxonomy places the organism in Eukaryota, Viridiplantae, Chlorophyta, Chlorophyceae, Chlamydomonadales, Chlamydomonadaceae. The record is from RefSeq and is a predicted model, not a curated record. The transcript is spliced from 3 exons. Bases 217 to 819 code for a protein of 200 amino acids.
AGUCAUCCGCCGCAAUCCUCUGACGUGCAUGACGAGUGUGGUGGGAACGAAUGCGUACGUAGACCAGAGCGGACGGCGGAGUGGGCUUGCAGGCGGCACGAGAGUAGGCAGUCAGUAGCGCAAGUUGCGAAUUCACAUGUUACCUCGUAACCGACGAUAAACGCUGUGGACGGUCGCGCCCAUGGCUGGCUGACAGAAAGCGGCUGCUGUAUUGGGAUGGCUGGGCUGGACGACGGCGGCCGGGCGUUGCUUGGGACUACCAGAAAGGAUGCGCCCGAAACCAACCUGGAGAACACCAGCGCCACCGGUGCCCAGCACGACAUGUAUGGGAGGGAGGGAGGGACAGGAGGCGUGAUGCACUGCCGCGUAAAAGCUAUGGCGCUAGCCAACCUGGAGUUCAUUUCGUUCGCGGUGCUGACGCUCACUGUGACCCUGGGCCUGUGUAUCGGCGCAGUGGUGGUGUUCAUCAACGCGGCCCUGGUCGCCUACCUCACCUGGUUCAUCUGGAAGCACUUCGCCGCCGCAGACCGCAAGGCCGAGAAGGCGGGAGAGGAGGCAGAGGGCGAGACGGAGGACGGGCAGGCGGGAGAGGAGGGGCAGGCGGGCGACAGGGAGGGAGAGGAGGUGCAGGAGGGCCCCAACCGCGUGAGCGAGAAUGGGCAGCACGCGGGCGGGGGCAGCAAGAGCCCCAGCCCCAGCCCCAGCCCUAGCCGCGGCCGUGGCCUGUUUGGCAUGGUUCGCAAAGGUGGCAUGGUUCGCAAAUCAUUCAAUCACUCAAUGCCGGUAAUGCGUAUGGCCCUCCCGGAUGUGUGUGCGUGAAUGGUGGGCGUGCGGAUACAGGCACUGCGAUACAGGUGCCGUGCUCAACUGUUUACCUUCAUUAACGGGCACCAUAGCAUAACCCGUGAGCAUAACCGUACGCUUACAUAACCGUACGCGUACAUAACCGUACGCGUACGCGUAGCAUAACCGUACUCGUACAUAAGCGACCGCGUGACCAUGUGUCGUGUGUGCUCCAUGCAGGCGGCGAGCGUGCGGCCGGCUUCUUGUAGUAGGACAGUCGGUAAAAGACACAUCUAGAUGCCCCAGGGCGCCGUCCGCAGGGUUAUAUACUUGUGUGUCGUAGAACUUCUGUGUUCCGCCCACACUUCUUCUCCAUGUUACGGCAGUGUAAGGCAGGCAGUGGAGGCAGCGACGGCGGCGGCGGAGGCAGAGGGAUGACACGCCCCCUCUUUCAGGACCUCGAAGUUAGCGGAGCGAGCUCCGGUGAAGGCUAAUCUGGGUGCAGUUAACCCGCUCAGGAGGGGUAGCGGGCCUCACCGCGGGUGGGCCCGGGGCUAACCUGGGUGGGCCGUCGGCUAAUCCUGGGUGGGCCCGGGGCUAAUCCAGGUUGGCCGGCGACCCAGCAGGCUUUGCCCCGAGCUCACCCAAGCUUUACAGCCGUUGCCUUAAAGUUAGCCCACGGCUAAUCCACCGGAGCUGGAUGAGAGCGGCCAAAACGGCGAGUGUCAUCCCUCCGGCGGAGGCGGAGCCGAUGCCGGGGUUGACGGUGGCAGCAACAGCCACGGCAACGGCAACGGCCACAGCAGGCAGCAGCGGCAGGCGCCGCCACACCUGCAGGGCGCCGCUGUAGGUGCCGGGGCGCCGCGGCCAGCUGAUGCCGCUGUGGGAUGGCGCACAAAUUAAAGUGCUGUGUUUGCAGUGUUUGCAACCACAUUGAUUGACGGGGCUCCUUGACUCAGGACUCAGGAAUCUCUUGUUUUCUUCAUGACACUGAAGCAAGUGUACUGCCGGGGGAUGUAUGCUUUAUUCUCGCACCUGCGAGCCACGCUUCGUGAUGUGCCACUUCGGCGCGUGCGCCUGCUGAUUCUUAAAAUGAAUGUUCCUGUUCAUGCCUCGCGAACUGGCAUGUGGGGGGCAGGGCCGCUUGUGGGAAGUGGCGUCGGGGAGGGGGGGCGCAAUAUUUGGGAAGGCACAGGAGACGUGUGGUGCGGUGGUGGUGGAUACAGAACUAGCCUGGCUUUUCACUUAGGUACAUUCGCGGAGUAGGGUUCAGCUGCGCUGUUGGGCUAGCGCGUGGGAGAGAUGGCAUGCUCGGAGAGGGGUUCAGCACUGCUGCAUGACGUGCACCUCAUGCAACAUACAAUUUGAGCUUGCACCGCUGUGAAAGCGUUGCUCAUUCUUCUUAUGUAACUGGUAAAACGC